This is a messenger RNA of Staurois parvus, 1026 nucleotides long. The record is from the annotation of a GenBank genome assembly. NCBI's taxonomy places the organism in Eukaryota, Metazoa, Chordata, Amphibia, Anura, Ranidae.
AUGGCGCAGUACAAGGGGGCGGCCAGCGAGGCCGGGAGAGCCAUGCAGCUGAUGAAGAAGAGAGAGAAGCAGAGGGAGCAGCUGGAACAGAUGAAGCAAAAGAUCGCUGAGGAGAAUGUGGUUAAAGCAAACAUUAACAAGAAAUUCUCGGCACAUUAUGAUGCUGUGGAGGCUGAGCUGAAAUCCAGCACUGUGGGUCUGGUGACUCUAAAUGAUAUGAAGGCCAAGCAGGAGGCUCUUGUGAAGGAAAGGGAGAAGCAGCUUGCUAAGAAGGAGCAGUUUAAAGAUCUGCAGCUGAAGUUGGAGAAACAGAGGGAGAAAGAGCGGAAGAAAGAGGAGAAGAGGAAGAUCGCCAGCUUGUCCUUUACCCUUGGUGAUGAUGAGGAUGAAGAGGAUGACGAGGAAGAGGAACAAGAAAUAGAACAGGAAGAGCUGCCAAAAAAAAAGAAGAAAUUGGGGAAGAAUCCAGAUGUGGACACCAGUUUCCUGCCAGACAGAGACCGAGAGGAGGAAGAAAACCGUCUUCGAGAAGAGCUGAGACAAGAGUGGGAGCGGAAGCAGGAGAAGAUUAAAAGUGAAGAGAUAGAGAUUACCUUCAGUUACUGGGAUGGUUCAGGACACCGCAGAACAGUGAAGAUGAAGAAAGGAAAUACCAUCCAGCAAUUCCUGCAGAAAGCCCUGGAGAUCCUGCGGAAAGACUUUAGUGAACUCCGUUCAGCUGGAGUAGAGCAACUCAUGUACAUCAAGGAAGAUCUCAUCAUCCCGCAUCAUCAUAGCUUUUAUGAUUUCAUUGUGACAAAAGCCAGAGGCAAAAGUGGUCCUUUGUUUAAUUUUGAUGUACAUGAAGAUGUCCGUCUGCUGAGUGAUGCCACUGUGGAAAAAGAUGAGUCUCACGCUGGAAAGGUGGUUCUGCGGAGCUGGUACGAGAAAAACAAACAUAUAUUUCCGGCUAGCCGGUGGGAGCCAUACGACCCCGAGAAGAAAUGGGACAAAUACACAGUAAGUAUGCUGUUUCUGGAUCAAUGA